Messenger RNA from Fimicolochytrium jonesii, 2571 nucleotides. RefSeq lists its product as uncharacterized. Bases 182 to 2467 code for a protein of 761 amino acids. NCBI's taxonomy places the organism in Eukaryota, Fungi, Chytridiomycota, Chytridiomycetes, Spizellomycetales, Powellomycetaceae. The transcript has 8 exons. The record is from RefSeq and is a predicted model, not a curated record.
CCCACUCUACUCUUCGCGCUCCUCACGCUCCUUACUGUACACUGCUUACAGCCUUCACGCUCGGCCUUACCGGAACCCAGCGCAAUUGCGAGCAGAUGUGUACUCGCCGACCACCACCAGCUAUCAAGGCGAUCACCUGCAACACCUGUCUCGGCUGAACUUAAGGCACAGCACGGCCAUCAUGUCAUCACACCAGGCGCUCCAGGGGCACCGGUGGGGUGGCUUCUUUACGGGAGCAACCACACCACGGCGGAAGAGGAGGAAGGUUACUCCGGUUACCCCGCGGCUGCCCAUAAAUCCGCCAACCGCUGUGCAGACACCAAUGCAACCCCCGCGAUUCGAUUUCCCACCUUCUGUCCAGCGCCACUUGCCCCAAGCAAUUGCAGACAUGGUUAGCGAGAGCUCCGGCGAUGAAGACGGGCAACAGCAACAGCAGCGAGGGCUCUCACCCGCGGACAGGGGUCUGCAGCGUCCGUUGAACCUCCCAGCUCCCAUCCCUUUCCCUUUUCCCAGCACACCGGGAUCCCUGGUGUAUGAACCCCCGCCACCACCACCAGCUCAACGACCCCGCCCGCAAACACAUGCCAGCACUAAGGUUUCGCUUCACCGAAUCAUCCAAAAUCACAAUCAAGUCCAAAGGGAGCGCCUGACAACGUUCAUCGCCGAUGUUCAGGUCCUUGCGCGCCACACCACGUUCUUCCUCAAGUACUACCUUGCUGAUCAUCCUCUACACGAUUUCCCGGACAUCACCGACAAGCACAGUAGUGUGAUAUUUGAGCUACUAAACAAUCCGGGCUAUAACGGCAAUCCGGUCAUAGCGCAAGAGUUGCGUCCACGGGUUCAAGAGUACCGUAAUGUUCACGGAUUUGCCCCCAUCCGCAUGCGAAAUAGCCAACAGACCGCGGCGUACACGGCUACGAGCAUCUUCACAAACCUCAAAGUUAACGUACAAGAGCAUUUCAUGCAAAUGUUUCUGCGCUACGUCAAUGAAAGGCUUGGUUUGAAGCAAGUCGUACUGCAUCUUCGGAGAGCCGGAGUCAGCCGAGCGCAGCGCCAACAGUAUUAUUGGCGUGUCCGUCAAUUCAGAAAGUACGCGACAUUUGAAGAGUACCCAACCGAAGAGGAGUUUGCCGGCCUCACACGACUUGAGCGGACUCUCCUCGACGACUUAUGGGCUCUGUUUCCUCCCCAGGAUGAACCGCUUGCAUACAGUCUUGAUGUGGACGCAAUGCCAUAUUUAGGUGCCUAUUGUGAGCUCUCACGCCUCUAUGAGCGCCGUGGAAUGCGGCUGUUUUCCGCUAUCCCGCUGCGCAAAUCUCGAAUCCAGUCGUCUGUUCGGAUCGACACGAAGAUCCUAGCCACUCAUAUCUUGGGCUUGAGCCGCCGUCGCAUGGGGAAACCCACUGAUGAACGCAAGCGGGAGCUGUGGGGGCAGUUUAUCAACGUGAAUGACAAGGUCUUCAAACAUCGAAAGAAGCUUGGUCUCAAGUUCGAUGGGUCAAUUAGCACCGACGGGUAUUCCGUUACCAUCCACUUCAAGAAGCCAGGGCUCAAGUAUGGGUAUCGGGCCCGGAAGCGCAGCAAGGCCCAAAUGCGGGAAGAAGUCAAGCAGCUGUAUUUUGAGCACCACAUUGACGACUUAAGGGAGGCUCCAAACAUCGUCUGCAUUGAUCCGGGCAAGCGUGACCUCCUAUUCUGUCGAGACAACAAGAAGGAGCGGCCAUUUCGAUAUACAUCCAAUCAACGGGCGGUCGAGACAAAGUCGCGGUACUUUCGGAGAGACAUGACAGAGCGGAAGAUCAAUGCCGGCGUUGCUGAGAUGGAAUCACAGAUUCCAUCGCACAAGAGCAUGAACAUCGAGGCGUUCUCAGCGUUCAUUGUGGAUCACGUACAUGCGGAUCCCGCCCUGGAUGAGUUUUACCGGGAUGAGAUUCAUGUCGCUCGCAGAUUCAAGGCGUUCUCACUGCGGCAAAGGUCUGAGAGCAAGCUCAUUAAGAACAUGCGACGCCGGUAUGGAAAGCAUUUUUCGGUCAUCUUGGGUGAUUGGAGCGAUGCUGGGAAAACGAUGCGCUUUCAGGAGUCAUCAAAGACCAAAGGAUUCCGCACACUCUUUGCGAGAAACAGCAUUCCAUGCUACUUGCUGGAUGAGUAUCGAAAGUCGUCCGUGUGCCCCGACUGCCACGGCCGUGUGAAGAAAAACAUCCGACAGCGGCUGUCAUCUCGGCCAUGGCAAGCUAGAAAGGGGAGAAUGGAAUUCGUCCAUGGAUUGGUGGGUUGCCCCAACCCUGAAUGUAUCAACCAAGACUGGACGCCAUUUGAGAUUCCUGGAAGACGACGACCACUACGACUACGGAUGAGAGUGCACAAUCGGGACGUCCUGAGCACCAAGAAUUUCCUCUCGAUUGUGCGUUCGGUGGUGUUUGGCAAUGGCCGCAGACCAGACGCAUUCUCCCGUAACCGUAGGUAGUCUAGAUUUCACCCCAUCCCAUUUUCCGUGGUGGUUAUCUGCCAUCCACAUCAUUGUACCUCUGCCUGAGGCGUCGCCGAUGAUGGCAACUUGUAUACUCGACU